CGUCACCUCUCCGCGCCUGUCACUCCUCGGAGCAGGAUCCAUCAUGGCGUCGGGAGCAGGACAGUCGUCCUCUGGGCACGAUGCUGAACUGGACGAAUUAUUGGACAGUGCGUUGGAUGACUUCGACAAAGCAGCAGCUCCUCCCCCAGCUUCAGCUGCCUCCGCUUCAGCAGCCAGUGGAGCUGAAAAGCCUCCGCUUCUUGAAGACUGUAAGCUGUUUGAGACUCUUUUCGAGGGGGAGAUGGCGAACCAGGCGCGAGAGGAGUGGGAGAAGGCCAUGAGUGAACUGGCCCAACAGGAGCCAGAGCUGCUCGAGCAUUUUCAGAAACUGUCAGAGGCUGCAGGGAAAGUCGGCACAGACACCGCCUCUCAGCAAGAAUUCACCUCAUGCCUAAAAGAUACACUCAAGGGACUGGCCAAAAAUGCAGACAACCUCCAGACGUCGGGUUUGGCUGGAGAAGACCUGGUCAAGGCUCUGGAGGGUCUGGCGUUAGAAGAAGGAGGCGAAGGAGGAGACGACGGUAAUAUUCUUCCCAUAAUGCAAUCCUUCAUGCAGAAUCUACUGUCCAAAGAAGUCCUGUACCCAUCACUCAAAGAGAUCACCACCAAGUAUCCUGAAUGGUUGGAAACAAAUAAACGAACCCUGAGCUCUGAGGAUUUCCAGCGCUAUGAGCAGCAAGCCACAAUCAUGGGAGACAUUUGUAAACUGUUUGAGAAGGAGGAGGAGGGAGCGUCCGAUAAAGAGAGGACCUUUGAGACCAUCAUGGACCUAAUGCAGAAGCUGCAGGAGCUUGGUCAGCCUCCCAAAGAGCUUGCAGGAGAUGCGCCUCCCGGUCUAAACUUCGAUAUGGAGUCUCUGAACCUCCCUGGAGGACCAGCAGGGGGCCCUGAUCAGUGUUCGGUCAUGUGACUUGGUUUCACCUCGGACUAAAUCACUGGAGUAAAAGUCCCUCACUGAGAAACUACAGAAGAAGAGAAGAGGAGACAGGCCGUGGUUUCUGAGACUGGAGCCCUUAAAGGUUUAAAUCACAAGGCCAAAAGAGAAGUUACAGGAGCGGACACUACACUACACCAAUGCUCUGUCCACACGUUUAAAGGUAUUUUACGUGUAAAUAAGCCAGCAGGAGGUGCAAGGACCCCAGCUGCAGCUGUUUUGAUGAGUAAAGCGAUUUAAAUAAGGCUAACAAAUAUUGCUGCUAACAAUCUGGUGGGAUAACAUAAACUAAAAAACAUUGCUAAAUGUACGGUACUAAAAGCAUACUAACAUAGAAUAUUCUCAUCUCAAACACAAGUGCUGCCAGUUCAAAAUUGUAAAGAGACAUUGUUUUGCGGUUAUGCUAUUUGGACCUCUUUUACUCCUAAAGGUGCAUUGUGUAACUUUUCUGGUAGGAUGUUUUUCCCCAUGGAGAUGUUAUUGCUUUAUCUGGAAAGUUUCAGAGUAUGGUAUUAAAGCUUUCUAUCUUCAUGGAGACCAAACUAGACCAUGUUACAGGUCAGAUCUGUGGAGAGGCGACCCAGCUCACAGUCAGAAUGCCUGUUUUUCUAGAUAUUUUUGAACUAUAAAACCACCUGUAAUUGUAUAAAUGUAAGGUAGAGAUGUUUAAUGUCACAUGGAACUUUUCAGGCAGAGCAAUGACAUAUCCAUAGAACCAAGCAGGUGACGGAGCCCCAAACAAAAAGUUACACAGUGCACCUCUAUGUGAGUACAGUCUAACUAUGCAAUUGACCAAAUUACUGUAAAAUAAGGACUACGAUUGCAAAGAAGUCAAAAUCCCAGUUUUAACUGUUGUAAGUGGACCUGUAAUUAUUUAAAGUAACAUCAUGUAACUUUUUAACUGCUGCAUGACUCCAUGGACAUAAAACCUUCAAACCAUAAUUUGGAACAUUCUUCUUAAAGAUAGAUACAUUUCUUGCCUUACAAUGGAACAUUUUGGCAAAGCUAUUUAAUGUCCAUGGUGACAAUCAAACCAAAUUUGAGUCUAUUUUAUGGAGAUGCAAGUCAGCUCACAGUAAAGAUACAUGUUUUUUUUUUUCAAGAUUUAGCUAAAAAGUUACACAGUAAAGCUUUUUAAAUAAUAUAAAAGUCUCUGCAAAAAAUAAAGUAUCCCCUCUCCAUAGAGCCCUAUAGUUUUUACCUGUUCGGAUUCUUGUAGUCUAGUUUCAUCUUCUAUCAAAUGUUAUUGUUCCUUGUUUAAAAUAUGCACUAAAUUAACUAAUUUGCAAAUGAACAACAUAAUGAUACUAAAAAUGAUCCUUACUUUAAUGAGACUCGCAAUCUCAGUCCUAAUAAUCUGUUAAAUUAUUAUAGUUGGGAUGAAUACCUGCCCGUGUGGACAGAGCUUGUAACUGCACUGCUUGUACUGUGAACAUGACACCAGUGUAUUUUUGAACUGCGUGGAGGGGCUGAAGUUCAUUCAUGGCUUGGUUGGUUUUAACUGGACUUUUCCAUAGAUGCUUGCUUAGCACUGCCCUACGAAGUUUUCUUUUCUGUUUUUACAAUACACUUUAGCCUCUUUGAAUACAAUACUAAAUAAACCGGUAAACAGGUAACUGCUGUGCCUUUCACAAUAAAACAACCUCAGAGACAUUUAGAGACUCCCUAAAAUUUCAACAUUUGUCUGGGAGUGGGACAUGACGUUCUGCUGUAACCAUAAAAACCCCAACAACCCCCUUUUAACAGUGUUUUCAGAAUUCACCUGAGCUGUCAGAUCUAAAAAAAACAGACAUUAUGACAAGACAGAGCAAAUUUAGACUUAGAAUUACAACAAAAAUACAUGAAGUUUUUCUUUUAUUUGUCCAAAAUGUAUUUAUAUUAAAAGGAGGCCCAUGUAAUUCCCAGAUUUCUGUCGAUGGGUUAGCAAUGAUGAUUUUUGUCAAUAUAUUUUUUCACAAUCAGGUUAAGGUUAAGGUUAGCGUCAGGGUUAGGUUAGCAACAAGUAAGUUUAGAGUUUUUGUGAUAGGUCUGCUAACCAAGUCUGAGCUGUAAUUUUUAGACAUAAGAACAUUAUAAGUAAAUAAAUACAGUUAACUAAUACCGUCAAUAUCCCCGAACCUUAAAAUGUACUGUAAUUAUGUCUGUUGAUUAUGAAAUGAACUCCACAGAAAAAUAGCACACAGCAGUUAAUUGGCUUUGAUCACUAAGCUAAGAUAAGCCCCACCCCCGGACGAAAUGCCGAGAAUUUAGGGUUUAGGAUCCUGAUACAUUAGGGUUAGUGUGAGCUGAACUGAAACUACUGUAGUGGGGAGUUUUGAUUUGAAAGUGAGCUUGGGCUGCACAUUGUUAUGGAUGCAUGCCAUAUAGAAUACAUAGAUCAUUCCCUUUUACGUAACUAUAAAACAGCGGUUGAAUUGAAUUGUUUUGGGAGAACUUUGGGGAGAGUAACGUGGUGGGACUGUGUCAUUCAUUUUCUUUCAAAUUUGUGCAAUGAAAAUUAAUACAUAAGUUUCAGGUAAUUUAAGCAAUUCCUUUAAAGUGGGACUAAACACCAAAAGUCCGUUUCAAACGGAGCUGCUAAUGAGGAGGUAUAAGGAGCAGUGUGAUUGGUCUAACAGGUAUCCACACUUCAAACUCCAGCCCAAACUUACAUUUAGGAGUUUUUGACCAGAAAGCUGCAAACUGACCUCAUCUGCAGUGAAGUUGCCAAAGAAUCACUAGGAACAGUAGAUCACGCUAUUAAAACAUCAUAUACACAGUUCGAAAUAGUGGACUUGGUGUUUAGUUCCUCUUUAAUGGUGCACUGCGUAACUUCUCAGGUUGAGGAUCUGCUACCAUAGAGGUGCUAUUUUUUUGCCUGUAAUGUUCCACAAUAUGGUAUUAAACUAUAUCAGAUGCAUUUAUACAAUCGUGGGUGUUUUUAUUGCUCAAAAAUUCCUUUAAAAACAUGCGUUCUGACUGUGAGUGGGGGUCGCCUCUUCGAAGAUCGAACCUGUAAAUUGGCCCGGUGGCAUCUCCUGCUUGUUUCUAUGGAGACUGCAAAGUUAAAUAUUGGAGGUAAAGCAGUAACAUCUCCAUGGAGACAAGUAAUUGGCGGGCUGUCUACCAGAAAAAUUACACAGUGCACCUUUAAGGCAUUCACUCCAGCAAGAAAGGCGGAGGACAGAUUUUCCAAUGAAUUUUUUUUCUAUUAACAAAAUGCAAUGUUUUUUUUUGUUUUUAAUUUUAAUUUAUGCAGAUAAAAUGAGUAAUAAUAAUUUUAAAUGUGUGGAUCUGUUUAUUGUCACUAUAAUGUGCAGCCCUGUGUUUUGAAUUUGCAGUUCCAUAGCACCUCCAUGUUUACAUAGUCUAUGAUCUGAGUGUGAUUUUGCCCCCACCUUAUCAUUUGUACAUAAUGUAGUAGCUAUAGUCAAAAAAAAAAAAAGCUUGUAAAUACACAAAUAAAAGAGUGUACAUUUGUUGAAUAAUUAAAUAAUUGUCCAAAGUGAAUGUGAUUCACGGUUCAUUAAUGUUGCAGCAACAAUAAAAUCAUGUUAUUGCCAGUUUUUAAGCCAAA
Messenger RNA from Boleophthalmus pectinirostris (great blue-spotted mudskipper), 4490 nucleotides. It is a transcript of the gene pex19, whose product is annotated as peroxisomal biogenesis factor 19. Gene Ontology annotation, cellular component: peroxisomal membrane; peroxisome. The record is from RefSeq and is a predicted model, not a curated record. Gene Ontology annotation, biological process: protein import into peroxisome membrane. Lineage: Eukaryota; Metazoa; Chordata; Actinopteri; Gobiiformes; Gobiidae.